Molecule: messenger RNA, 1887 nt
Organism: Pseudonaja textilis
Lineage: Eukaryota; Metazoa; Chordata; Lepidosauria; Squamata; Elapidae
Gene: STAC3
Product: SH3 and cysteine rich domain 3
Biological process (GO): skeletal muscle contraction; positive regulation of voltage-gated calcium channel activity; positive regulation of protein localization to plasma membrane
Molecular function (GO): protein binding
Source: RefSeq, a predicted model, not a curated record
UUUACAUCUUGAGACCCAAGACGAAAAUUGAAUUUAUCCUUGGCAGAUCUCUAAAAGAUGUUGGGGAGCAGGGAAGAGAGCUGAGUUUGGGACAGUUUGGGAAAGAUGCAAUUAACAGGAAUACCUCCUUUCUUUUAGAAAUAUGACAGAAAAAGAGAUUCUUGAGCCAUCCGCUUCACCUAUAUCUAUAAGGGGGAAAUCUCCAGAAGGGUUGCAGAAGCUAAAGCAGUUUUUCCAACGCAAGCCCAUGGAGGAGGAGCCUACCUCAGAGGAGCCCCAAGCCAACGGGGAGCUGGUCACUUCUUCCGGGGGAACCAUCUACUACUAUGAGGAAGUGGAGGAGGAUGAGGAAGAGCCUGAGCCACCACCUGAGCCGGAAAAACCUGUUAACGAUAAACCUCACAAAUUCAAGGAUCACUACUUCAAGAAACCUAAGUUUUGUGAUGUCUGUGCCCGCAUGAUUGUCCUCAACAACAAAUAUGGCUUGAAAUGCAAGAACUGCAAAACUCACAUCCAUCAUCACUGCCAAAGUUAUGUGGAAUUUCAGCGCUGCUUUGGCAAGAUACCUCCAGGUUUCCGCCGUGCUUACAGCUCUCCAUUGUACAGUGCCCAACAACUCUCGGGUGCUAGCCGAAAUGAUCCUGUCUUCGAUACCCUACGGUCAGGUGUUAUCAUGGCAAACAAGGAGCGCAAGAAAGGGCAGGAUAACAAAAAAAAUCCUUUGGCUGCCAUGAUGGAAGAAGAAACUGAAGCUCCCAAACCAGAAAGUGACAAACCAGAGGGAGGAAACCCAGAAAGGCAGAAAGCAGAGAAGAAUACCCCGGAUGACAAGAGUAAGAAGCAGCAAACUGGGUUCCCACAGUCUCACUACUUUAUUGCACUUUAUCGCUUCAAAGCCUUGGAGAAGGACGACUUGGAUUUUCACCCUGGGGACAAAGUUGCAAUUGUUGACGACUCCAAUGAAGAAUGGUGGCGCGGGAAGAAAAUUGGGGAGAUUGGAGAAAAAAUUGGAUACUUUCCGCCAAACUUCAUUAUCCGAGUGCGUGCAGGAGAACGUGUGCAUAAGGUCCUGAGGUCCUUUGUGGGCAACAAAGAAAUUGGUCAGAUUACAUUAAAAAAGGAUCAGAUUGUGGUACAGAAAGGAGAGGAGCAGAAUGGGUAUGUCAAAGUCUACACUGGCCGCAAAGUGGGACUCUUCCCCACGGAUUUCUUGCAGGAGAUCUGAGGUCCAAGCCUGGCCUUCACAAGGAUUUCAUAACCAAGGCCAGAGAAGGCCGGAGCGUUUGAGUGUUCAUGACCAGCUGCCAAUGCCUCUCUGCAAGGAAGCGGAGUUUCUGCAGGUCUGUGGUCCAAGGGCUAAGACUUCACAAGAAGGCCUGUAUCAUCCGUGAGCCAGGAUUCAAGGCAAGGAGCUUAUCUGCCACUUGGAGAGGACUCCGUGCUUCUCUUCAACUCUCCACUUUGCUGCUGGCAGAUUCCGGAAUGGGUUCAGCCAUUGUCCCUUUAUGAUCCUGUCGCGAAGGUGCUGGGAUGUGGCCAAAGCUGCUUGUCUGCAAAGAAAGUAGUGAUUGGACAAAUUGAUUGACAGAAUUGACAAAUGGCAAGAGAUACUGCUGCCUUCCCCUGUAGGUGGCACUAACAAUGUGCAUGCAUUUACUGUACUUCAAGAUAUGGCUGUCCCUUUGCUGGCAGAGGGGGAGCCUGGCUCCUAGUUUACUUGGAUGGCUUAGAUUCAAUUAUGUAUUGCCAAUAUUUGUUACCCUUUUCCAUCCCGCACUUGCCUAUCUGUGUUCAUGCAAAGCAGCAAGUUUCUGGAUUAAUAGAGAAUAUUUGUAGCUCAGGGUUGACAUGAGGGGUCCUUGGUGCUCUUUGAGCUUGUUUUUUUUU